Messenger RNA from Dioszegia hungarica, 657 nucleotides. RefSeq lists its product as uncharacterized. Lineage: Eukaryota; Fungi; Basidiomycota; Tremellomycetes; Tremellales; Bulleribasidiaceae. Bases 1 to 657 code for a protein of 218 amino acids. The record is from RefSeq and is a predicted model, not a curated record. The transcript has a single exon.
AUGUCGGUCGCCACACCCAUCGCAACCACCGCCACUUCCGCCUGUGCGGCCUGCUUUACGCUCCAAGCAGACCUCGAAGUACCGCUGAAGCGGUGCGGCCAGUGCAAAGCGGUCCUGUACUGCUCGCGAGACUGCCAAGUCGGCGCUUGGCCUGCGCACAAGGCGGAAUGCAAGGCUUUACGGACCGGCGCCGCCCAGCCAGCCCCACCUCCUCCCAAGGCGUCCAACCUCCUCGGCGACCUUCUAGAGAAGCAGUCUCGCGACACCCCUCCCAACGCUCACCUCUCCUCCCUCCCUCAGGCGGAUGCCAUCCGUCAGCUCAUCGACGCGUACCGCCUCCGCGUCGAGGACGAGUACAGCUUCAACGGCGAGGCGUGCGGGCUGUAUGGCGGGGAAGACCCCAAUCCUGGCUUCAUGGAUUAUCUGCAUAUGGCGGAAGAGAGGAAGAUAUUGCCGGACUGGUGGAGCAAGAAGAAGCGGAGGCAGGUGGUUGCGGUUGCGAAUGAUACGCAAGGGAACAGCUGCAUCCAUCACGCGGUGGAGAAGAGCGAUAUCAGCGAGGCGUAUGGGGAUGGGAUGAUGCCUAUGGUGCUGAGGAAUCUGGCGACGAGGAUCUAUGGAGAGCCCGUCAAUAGCUUCGCGAACUUCGGGUGGUGA